GUCCAGUUGCUAGCUAAAUAAACAUGUCUGCUUUUUCAUCAUCAGAUUGCGAAUUUUAAUGACACGUAAAGAGACGAACAGGAAAAAAAUAAGGAACAUGGCGCCAAUUAUAAGAAUAUUAAUGGAGAUUUGGUGCGCUUUGGCUGGUUUGUUGGCGCUGUGGUGCCUUUUGUGACCGUGUUUACACGCAGCUAGCCCUCCUGUGGGCUAAUGGAAGCUUGCAAGAUGGAGCUUGGAACAAUGUUGUACAACAAUUUAAAAGAUGUUACAUGGAGCACGACGUCCUUGCCAUUAGAUCAACUUGUCAGCGCUUACCGUUUGCCACAAAUCGUCAAGCUGGACAACGGCCAGAUAGUGGAAGGGCUCAGAGAAAACGACUACCUCUUGAUUCAUUCCUGUCGUCAGUGGACAACCAUCACAGCUCAUAGUUUGGAGGAAGGACACUACGUGAUUGGACCCAAAAUAGAGAUCCCGGUUCACUAUGAGGGUCAGUUUAAGCUGCUGGAGCAGGAUCGAGACGUUAAGGAGCCGAUACAAUACUUCAACAGUGUGGAGGAGGUGGCCAAAGCCUUCCCUGAGAGGGUUUAUGUCAUGGAAGAAAUCACUUUUAAUGUUAAGAUGGCUUCAGGAGAAUGCAAUGAGGACACUGAAGUUUAUAAUAUAACAUUAAGCACAGGCGAUGAGCUGACCCUGAUGGGUCAAGCUGAGAUCCUGUACACCAAGACCUCAAAAGAAAAAUCAAGAUUUAACACUAUCUUCAAGAAGAUUGGUAAGCUGAACUCCAUCAGCAAGAUGGGUCGUGGCAAGAUGCCCUGCUUGAUCUGCAUGAACCAUCGCACCAACGAGAGCAUCAGCUUACCUUUCCAGUGCAAAGGCCGUUUCAGCACCUGUAGUCCCCUGGAGCUCCAGAUGCAGGAUGGCGAGCACACCAUCCGCAACAUCGUGGAGAAAACCCGACUGCCGGUCAACGUCACGGUGCCCGGAAGUCCGCCUCGCAACCAGCACGACCUGCACCUCAUCCGGGAGGGCAAUCGCUACAAGUUAGUCAACAUUCAGACCAAGACAGUGGUUGUGUGCCUUGUCUUACGAAGCAACAAAAUUGUCCCCGUCCACUUCCCCUUCAUCACGGCUCUGCCUCGCUUUAUUAUCCCCGAGGAGCUGCUGCAAGGAGAGUUGUGGCUAGACACCAUGGUGCACCGCUGGUUCUCCUUCUGCCAGGAGCAGUUUGACAUUGACGACUAUUCACGUGCUGUCCGUGACGUGCGGACAGACUGGAACGAUGAGGGGAAGAGCCCCAAGAAGCAGAGUGGCGGGAACGGUAAUUGCUGCAGCGGCGGUGGGACCUCGAACGGAUGUCCCAACAGCAUGCAGAUUCCUAGCUCUUUGACAUACGCCCGCGAUGAACUCACACAGUCCUUCCACCGACUGUCGGUAUGCGUUUAUGGUAGCAACCUGCACGGUAACAACGAGGUCAACCUGCAGGGUUGCAUGACCCUCUGUGGCGACUGGGCUCUUUUGCCCUCAGACAGCCUUCCGGCUGACUCGGCAGAAAAUGAACACGUUCCCCCCCAAAUGGUGGACACAAAGCAGCAAGCAUCAAACAAGUCUGACGUUCCUUAUGAGGAGCUGUGGUUGGAUCGCCUAGGAAGCCAAAUCCCAAAGUCUUCUUUGACUGAGGGAGUUCGAGCUCUCGACAACGGCUGCUCGACAACGACAACAACUUGCUCUUACCCGGACUUGCCACUCACAAGUCCUCUCGCUCCAGUUCCCGCUCAUGAUGCGUCCCUCACACCGCCGCCUGUCCCACCCAAAUCUGAAGCUGUGAAAGAAGAAUGUCGCCUGUUGAACGCGCCUCCAAUUCCUCCACGAAGUCUUAAACAGACGCCAUCAGAGCCUCUCGUGUCCAAGCCUCGCCAGCAGGAGACGCGCUCGCCAAGUCCAACCCUCUCCUAUUACUCGUCUGGGCUCCACAGCAUUGGAGGCUCCGAGCAAGAAGAAGUGUCAGACACACAUGAGAAGGAGAAGAGUGUCUGUUAUCCGUGUAACUGGAAUCACCUCACUAGCACGACCUCUCCGAGCAGGAAGUUGUCCUCCAGGUUGUCUUGGCCAAACAACGUGAGUAGGACAGGGAGUCAGAGUUUGGACAGUUACUACAGUUAUCCCAGGAAGAGAACCAGCAACACUCAAACUAAUAACUUUGAUGCACGCGGCAGCAAGAGUCUCAGCCUGAGAAGCAAAUCUUCAAGUACCAAUUCUCAAAUGUACAAAGACAUUGAAUGCAACACCAAUCAGAGCCUCUCUUGUCCCAUUUUACCACCAAGGACUUCAAAGUUGAGAAGUUCAGAGGUCACGUGUGCACCGACUCAUGUCGACCAGCAGGAUGCGUCAAACUCGCAACACACAGUGAGCUCCGCCCACAGCCAGCAGUGGCAGCCUCCACCCAGCCUGGCCGGCCUCUCCAUAGAGGAAGUGUCCAAAUGUUUACGCUUCAUCGGUCUGCCCGACGACAUCGUCCUCAUUUUCACCCGCGAGAAGAUCGAUGGAAACUUUCUGAUGCAGCUCACUGAAGAAAUUCUCUCGGAGGACUUCAAGCUCAGCAAACUGCAGCUCACGAAACUGCUGCAGUUCAUCCACGGAUGGAGGCCCAAAAUAUGAAAUAUAUCACAUGGAAAAUAUAUACAAGACCCUUAUGCCGUCAGUACAACUACUAAAUUCUACAAUAUAUCCCCCCUAUACAUAUACACCAAUAAAUGCCACAGUACAUUGGUCAUGUUCAUGUACACAUAUGGAAUACUUCAGUACAACCCCCAUUUUCAUGUAUACAGGAAUACUACGAUACAGUCCCCAUAUUUAUUUACACAAAUAAAUACUACAGUGCAACCCCCAUUUUCAUGUACACAUUUGGAAUACUACGAUACAUCCCCAUAUUCAUGUACACAUGAAUACAUCCCCAAUAUUUAUUUACACAAACACUACAGUACAACCCCCAAAUUCAUGUACACAUAUGGAAUACCACAGUACAACCCCCCCAUGUACACAUUUGGAAUACUACAAUACAUCCCUAUAUUUAUGUACACAAGAAUACUACGUUACAUCCCCCAUAUUUAUUUACACAAAUAAAUACUACAGUACAACCCCCAUAUUCAUGUGCACGAAUGAAUACUACAGUACAACCCCCAUUUUCAUGUUCACAUUCGGAAUACUACAAUAAAUCCCCAUAUCAUGUACACAUGAACACUACUUCACUUCCCCCAUAUAUAUUUACAUAAAAAUACUACAGUACAACCCCCAUAUUCAUGUACACAUAUGAAUCACUACAGUACAACCCCCAUUUUCAUGUACACUUUUGGAAUACUACAAUAAAUCCCCAUAUUCAUGUACGCAUGAAUAGUACGAUACAUCACCCAUAUUUAUUUACGCUAAUAAAUACCACAGUACAACCUCCAUAUCCAUGUACACAUAUGGAACACUACGAUACAUCUCCAUAUAUAUACUGCAGUACAACCCCCAUUUUCAUGUAUUCAAUAUAUUCAUGUGCACAUUUGGAAUACCACAAUAUAUCCCCAUAUUAAUGUACACUUGAAUGCUACAAUAGAUCCUCCAUAUUUAUGUACACAAAGAAAUACUACAGUACAACUCCCAUAUUCAUGUACACAUAUGGAAUACAACAAUACAACCCCAUGUUCAUGUACACAUACGGAUUACUACAGUACAAACCUGUAUUCAGGUGCACAAAUUAGUACAACAAUACAUAACCCAUAUUCAUGUACAAGUAUGAGUACUACAAUACAUUCCCCAUAUUCAUGUACACGUAUGAAUACUACAGUACAUCUUGGUUGGCUAUCUGUAAUCUAAAAGAGUCCUUCAAAAGACUCGACUCGUUCAUUAACGUCCCAUCUCUACCAGUGUUAAAGUGAUCAUAUUUAUAUUUUAACUCAUUUUACUUUCACUCACUAAAACAGUGACAAGGAUACAGUAGUGUACUUACUACAUAUGCAUAUAUAUUAAGUAAUGUACUUGUAUAUGCUGACAGUAUACAAUACUGUACUCACUAAAUGUGUAUACUUAAACAUAGCUUCCUGCUGGAAUAUAUUGGAUGUAUUGAUUUUGGAGACAGCGCCCUGUCCUGCAUUCAUAUCUGCAACACACUUCCCCCUGCAGAUAGCGCCAUCACACUACGUUUUAUUUUAGUUACCAUAAAAAUCAGAUGAAAGAAAAAGAUGUAAUGUACAUAGUGUACACAUACUUCUUACACUGCUUUAUUUGCACAGCCCAUGAAAAAUUAUUUAGCACUUUUUUUUAAUGUCAGCUUCACAUUAAAGCCAACAAGAACAAAGCAGAUCAUUUUAAUUUAUAACACAUCAAUAUUACAUGUCAUCCUCAAAGUAUUUGUUUCACCUUAUAAUAACUUACUGACGUACAGUACUUGUGUUGCUAUGGUAACGCUGAUAUCAACAUUGUCCAGACAACGUAAACUCAACCAAAGCAAUUUGAUCAAACGAGAAAAUAAUUCCAAACACUUCAAAAUGUCAGUCAGAGAGCAUCAAAUGUAAGAAACAAUGUCAUUAAAGUAAACAUUUAUGUAACAAAGCAUUUGAAUUAGCAUUUGAAAAGCUAACACUUAACGGUACAGUUAUUAUUGCUCUAUUCCUAAAACUGACUGAACAAACAUCUUAACCACGAGUAAUGUAUAUAUAUAUAUAUAUAUAUAUAUAUAUAUAUAUAUAUAUA
Molecule: messenger RNA, 4731 nt
Organism: Entelurus aequoreus (snake pipefish)
Lineage: Eukaryota; Metazoa; Chordata; Actinopteri; Syngnathiformes; Syngnathidae
Gene: garem1
Product: GRB2 associated, regulator of MAPK1
Exons: 6
Coding region: 211-2655 (814 amino acids)
Biological process (GO): epidermal growth factor receptor signaling pathway; cellular response to epidermal growth factor stimulus
Molecular function (GO): proline-rich region binding
Source: RefSeq, a predicted model, not a curated record